This is a messenger RNA of Gossypium raimondii (Peruvian cotton), 4961 nucleotides long. Its product is annotated as pleiotropic drug resistance protein 1. Lineage: Eukaryota; Viridiplantae; Streptophyta; Magnoliopsida; Malvales; Malvaceae. The transcript has 23 exons. The record is from RefSeq and is a predicted model, not a curated record. Gene Ontology annotation, cellular component: membrane. Gene Ontology annotation, molecular function: ATP binding; ABC-type transporter activity; ATP hydrolysis activity. Bases 315 to 4820 code for a protein of 1501 amino acids.
GGAAGUUUGACAGAUUGAAAAGAAAGCCGUCAUAUAUGUUAUGUAAUUUCUAAUAACUAUAUAUAUAACGUAAACCUCCAGUUUUAUAGAAACCAAGGCUUUUCCUUCUGUUCUUUCAGUUUCAAAGUCAGAUUUUUUUGUAAAUGUUCAAAGACAAGAGUCUGAUAACAAAACACCAAUAGACUACACAAGUUUUCUUUUCUCAACGUCGAUUCAAAUUCUUGUAAACCCCCUUUUUUUUUGGUCUUGAUUCUUUGAUUUGAGCUCCGGAAACGUGAAAGUUUGGAUACUGUUUUGGUGGGUUUUGGGAUUUGAUGGUAAUGGAGGGUGGUGAUAUUAUUAAAGCGAGUAAUAGUUUACGGGGAAGUUUACGAGCAGGAAGUUUAAGAGCCGGAAGCUCUUCGAUAUGGAGAAACAGUGCUGUGGACGUAUUUUCAAGGUCUUCACGAGAUGAAGAUGAUGAAGAAGCUUUGAAAUGGGCCGCACUUGAGAAACUACCAACUGUCGCUCGUCUCAGGAAAGGUAUAUUAACUGGCUCUCAAGGUGGUGCCAAUGAGGUCGAUGUUGAUAACCUUGGAUGGCAAGAAAAGAGGACUUUACUUGAGAGGUUGGUCAAAGUUGCAGAGGAAGACAAUGAAAGGUUCUUGUUGAAGCUCAAGAAUCGUAUAGACAGGGUUGGCAUCGAUCUUCCCACAAUCGAAGUCAGAUAUGAAAAUCUAAAUAUUGAAGCCGAAGCUUUUGUAGGAACCAGUGCUUUGCCUUCUGUUCUUAAUUUCAUUACUAGCAUAUUCGAGAACUUCUUGAUAGAUAUGGGUGUUCUUUCUAGUAGAAAGAAAAAGCUGACUAUCCUCAAAGACGUCAGUGGCAUCGUUAAGCCAGGAAGGAUGACAUUGCUUUUGGGUCCUCCAAGUUCUGGAAAAACCACUCUCUUGUUGGCUCUGGCCGGGAAGCUUAAUCCUGAUCUCAAGUUUUCGGGGUCUGUGACAUACAAUGGGCAUACCAUGAAGGAGUUUGUGCCUCAGAGAACUGCUGCCUAUAUCAGUCAACAUGAUCUUCACUUGGGAGAAGUUACUGUGAGGGAAACUUUGGCCUUUUCUGCAAGAUGCCAAGGUGUUGGAACCCGAUAUGAUAUGUUGGCAGAGCUAUCAAGAAGAGAGAAAGAAGCAAACAUUAAACCUGAUCCUGAUAUUGAUGUCUUCAUGAAGGCAGUAGCAACAGAAGGACAGGAAGCAAGUGUAAUCACUGACUAUAUUUUGAAGAUUUUAGGACUGGAUGUAUGUGCAGACACUAUGGUAGGAAAUGAAAUGUUGAGGGGUAUCUCUGGAGGACAAAGGAAGCGUGUCACAACAGGUGAAAUGCUGGUUGGACCUGCCAGGGCACUGUUUAUGGAUGAGAUAUCUACUGGUCUAGACAGCUCUACUACAUUCCAAAUUGUGAACUCCCUCAGGCAAACUGUUCACAUCCUUAAUGGAACUGCAGUCAUCUCCCUUCUACAGCCAGCUCCUGAGACUUACGAUCUUUUUGAUGACAUUAUUCUCCUUUCUGAUGGAGUGAUAGUAUAUCAGGGUCCUCGUGAACAUGUGGUGAGCUUUUUCGAAUCUAUGGGCUUCAGGUGCCCGGAGAGAAAAGGUGUGGCUGAUUUCUUGCAAGAGGUUACAUCAAGGAAAGACCAAAUGCAGUAUUGGGUACGUAAAGAUCAACCUUACAGGUUUAUCACUGCCAAUGAAUUUGCUGAGGCAUUCCAAUCAUUCCAUGUGGGAAUGAAACUUGGAGAUGAACUUGGGACUCCUUUUGACAAAACAAAGAGCCACCCAGCUGCUUUGACAACCCAAAAAUAUGGUGUUGGGAAGUGGGAGCUGUUGAAAGCUUGCAUCGCAAGGGAAUUUCUGCUUAUGAAGAGAAACUCUUUCGUGUACAUCUUCAAGUGUAUGCAACUCACAGUGAUGGCCUUAAUUACUAUGACACUCUUUUUUAGGACUGAGAUGCAUAAGGAUUCUGUUCAAGGAGGAAGAAUCUACAUGGGGGCCUUGUUUUUUGGUAUGACUAUGAUUAUGUUCAAUGGAAUGUCUGAGCUUUCUAUGACCAUUUCCAAGCUCCCUGUCUUUUACAAGCAAAGAGACCUCCUAUUCUUUCCGUCAUGGGCCUAUGCUUUACCAUCAUGGAUACUGAAGAUCCCUAUCACAUUUUUAGAAGUUUCUAUAUGGGUAUUUAUUACCUACUAUGUCAUCGGAUUUGAUCCGAAUGCUGAAAGGUUCUUCAGACAGUACCUCAUCCUUGUUCUCACUAACCAGAUGGCUUCAGGAUUAUUUCGGUCUAUUGCAGCAAUCGGUAGAAACAUGAUUGUUGCUAACACUUUCGGGUCAUUUGCUUUACUCGUACUUUUUGCAUUGGGUGGCUUCGUCCUGUCACGAGAGGACAUAAAGGGUUGGUGGAUAUGGGGUUACUGGAUUUCACCAAUGAUGUAUGGGCAAAAUGCAUUGAUGGCUAAUGAGUUCCUUGGGCACCAGUGGAAUCGAGUCCUUCCGGGUUCAAACGUAUCACUAGGAGUUGAAGUUUUAAAUUCCAGGAGUUUCUUCCCAGAUUCAUAUUGGUAUUGGAUCGGAGUAGGGGGAUUGAUUGGCUUCGUAUUUUUGUUCAACUUUGUCUUUACUGUGGCUCUUACCUAUCUAGCCCCCUUUGAGAAGAAUAAGGCCGUAAUAUCAGAUGAACCUGAAAGCGACGAUCAAGUCAAUGGGGUUGGAGUUGGUGGAAGCAUUCAGUUAACAAACCAAGAAAGCAGCUCAAGUCAUGUAAACAGAUCAGAGAUCCAAGAUGACAUUCAAAGAAGCACCUCAUCCAUGUCCUUUUCUAUGAGUGAUGCAACAGUUGGGGCCAACGGCAAAGGGAAAAAGGGAAUGGUUCUUCCAUUUGAGCCACAUUCCAUCACUUUUGAUGACAUUGUGUAUUCUGUUGAUAUGCCCCAGGAAAUGAAAGAACAAGGUGUCCCUGAAGAUAGAUUGGUGUUAUUGAAGGGUGUUAGUGGUGCUUUCAGACCCGGCGUUCUCACAGCUCUCAUGGGUGUUAGUGGUGCUGGUAAAACCACUCUGAUGGAUGUGCUUGCAGGCAGAAAAACUGGUGGUUAUAUCGAUGGGAACAUUACAGUUUCAGGUUUCCCCAAGCAACAAGAGACAUUUGCUCGAGUAUCUGGAUACUGUGAACAAAAUGACAUUCAUUCUCCUCAUGUCACUGUGUAUGAAUCCUUGCUUUAUUCCGCUUGGCUACGAUUGUCCAGUGAGGUUGAUGCUCAAACUAGAAAGAUGUUCAUCGAGGAAGUCAUGGAGCUUGUGGAACUGAAACCAUUAAGGCAUGCCCUAGUUGGUAUACCUGGUGUAAACGGUUUAUCAACUGAGCAGCGAAAGAGGCUUACCAUUGCAGUCGAGCUUGUGGCAAACCCCUCCAUCAUUUUCAUGGAUGAGCCAACUUCAGGGCUUGAUGCAAGAGCUGCUGCAAUUGUCAUGAGAACAGUUAGGAAUACAGUGGACACUGGAAGAACAGUUGUGUGUACCAUCCAUCAACCAAGUAUUGACAUAUUUGAAGCAUUUGAUGAGGUGAGAAACAUUUUUCAAAAAAAAAAAAAAAGAAGUGGCUCCAUUUUAGUUAGUUUUAUAUGUAAUAGUGUAACUAAGAUAAAAUUGCAACUGCAGCUAUUCCUUAUGAAGCGUGGAGGACAAGAGAUCUAUGUGGGGCCAUUAGGACACCAUUCUAGACAUCUUAUCAAAUAUUUUGAGGGAAUUCAAGGAGUUAGCAAAAUCAAAGAUGGCUAUAAUCCAGCUACUUGGAUGUUGGAAGUUACCUCAACAGCACAAGAGUUAUCUUUAGGCGUCGAUUUUGCUGAAAUCUACAAAAAGUCAGACCUAUACAGGAGAAACAAAGCUCUUAUUGAAGAUUUAAGUAAACCAGCUCCUGGUGCAAAGGAACUCUAUUUCGCAACACAGUACUCUCAAUCAUUCUUGACUCAGUGUACAGCUUGUUUAUGGAAGCAACACUGGUCAUACUGGCGCAACCCCCCAUAUACUGCUGUGAGAUUUCUCUUUACAACCGUCAUAGCAUUGAUGUUUGGGACAGUGUUCUGGGACCUUGGUUCUAAAACGAAAACAAUACAAGAUCUGUCCAAUGCAAUGGGUUCAAUGUAUGCUGCUGUUCUUUUCCUUGGUAUCCAAAACGCUUCUUCUGUGCAACCUGUUGUGGCGGUCGAAAGGACAGUCUUUUAUAGAGAAAGAGCUGCUGGAAUGUACUCUGCAAUGCCAUAUGCCAUUGCACAGGUGUUAAUAGAGAUACCUUAUAUUUUUGUUCAAGCUUCUGUGUAUGGCCUUAUAGUCUAUGCUAUGAUCGGGUUCGAAUGGACGGUUGCUAAGUUCUUCUGGUAUCUCUUCUUCAUGUUCUUCACCUUACUUUACUUCACCUUCUACGGCAUGAUGGCUGUUGCUGUCACACCAAACCAUUACAUUGCAGCCAUAGUUUCCGCGGCAUUCUACGGAGUAUGGAAUCUCUUUUCAGGAUUCAUCAUCCCACGACCUAGUAUGCCAAUAUGGUGGAGGUGGUACUACUGGAUUUGUCCGGUUUCUUGGACCUUGUAUGGAUUGGUUGUUUCACAGUUUGGAGAUAUAACACACAUGCUUGAAGACGGGAACAAUGAGACAGUGGAGCAGUACUUGAGAAAUUUUUAUGAUUUCAGGCAUGAUUAUCUGGGAUUAGUUGCUGCUGUGAUUGUUAGUUUUGCAGUUCUCUUUGGAGCAAUCUUUACUGUGUCCAUAAAGAUGUUCAAUUUCCAAAGACGUUAAACAAAUUUUUGGUUUAAAUAUUGUGUACAACAAAAUUCCAUAUUUGUAAUAUUAGAAUAUAUUAUUAGUUCCAAAAGUUGUAUGUUAUCUUGUAUUCAAAAUAUUUAAUUCCAAAUUUAUAUAUUCGUUACAACCUUCAAA